This is a messenger RNA of Oenanthe melanoleuca, 3265 nucleotides long. It is a transcript of the gene PPEF2, whose product is annotated as protein phosphatase with EF-hand domain 2. The transcript is spliced from 16 exons. The record is from RefSeq and is a predicted model, not a curated record. Gene Ontology annotation, biological process: detection of stimulus involved in sensory perception; negative regulation of MAPK cascade. The coding region runs from base 724 to 2868 and encodes 714 amino acids. NCBI's taxonomy places the organism in Eukaryota, Metazoa, Chordata, Aves, Passeriformes, Muscicapidae. Gene Ontology annotation, cellular component: nucleus; cytosol. Gene Ontology annotation, molecular function: manganese ion binding; Hsp90 protein binding; calcium ion binding.
CAGAGUUUAACCUAAUCUUGCAUUAGGAUCUGUUUACUCUGACCAGAGCAUCCACAGCAGUGAGCUUAAUAAAGUCUGGAUGUCUGUCCUUUUAUACUGGCAAUUGAUGGUAUAACACACUCCCACACUCGAGCAGGUGCAUGAGAUGAAGGCAAGCAGUACUUAACAAAGCUGGUUAUUUUCUUCUGACAGCUAAUUGUUUUAGACUUGCCUUCCUGCUAGCUGUGUUAGAUUAAAUAUCAGGUUUGUGUUCAUCCUUUAUAAUGAGUUAUCCUUUACAGGGAACUACAUGAAUAUUUGCACAGCAGAAUUCUACAGAAUAUCUGUCUGCACAUAUUGCUCCUUAAUAGUUUUUGAUCAGUAUUGAAAAGCUUUUUAUAUGUUCGCCAAACAACCACAGUGCCUAUUUUUAUGCAAGUAGCUAAAGAUGCUGAACUGACUCCUGUUUAUAAAGCUCACUUGACAUGUGAAGCAGUGAGACAGAAAUCCUCAACUGAUUGUCUGGGAGUAGCUGGAGAAGCCUGGUAGUGGAAAAUGUACUUGGGCACAAGAGAGGCCAUCUGAUAAUUGAUAUUAUGUGUUAAUAUAUUUAAUUGUAGGUUCUUGGUACUGUGGGACGUGUUGCAGCUGUUUUGAUUCUGACCAAAUGGUCUUCCCUGCAUCCUUUUUGUGGUUUUGUUGACACUGGGCCAGUCUGCAACGUUGGAGCAUUGGUUGGAGAACAUGGGAUCUGGUAGUUCUGUGAAUGUCCAGUACAAGUACUCUCUGCAGAAGUCUGAAAAUGCUUUCAAGGCAGCUGUGUUGAUCCAGCAGUGGUAUCGGCGCCACGUGGCUCGGCUGGAAAUGCGCCGCCGCUGCACCUGGAGAAUCUUUCAGUCCAUUGAGUAUGCCUGUGAGCAGGAUCAGAUCAAGCUUCACAACUUCUUCAGUUACCUCAUGGACCAGUUCACACCAAGCAGCAGCAAAGAGAGGGAUUUUAUCAGUCGCAUGUUUGUAAGUGGGGAAAGUUACAAAGAGGCAGAGCUGGAAAAAUACUGUGACUAUGAAUCCAUAGAGGUGCCAGACUCCUACAUCGGACCCCGGCUCUCCUUCCCUCUCCUCCCUGACCAUGCCACGGCCUUGCUGGAAGCUUUUCAACAGAAACAACAGCUCCAUGCUCGUUAUGUCUUAAACCUCCUGCAUGAGACCAGGAAGCACCUCAAGCAGUUGCCAAACAUCAGCCACGUCUCCACCUGCUACAGCGAGGAAGUCACCGUGUGUGGAGACUUGCAUGGCCAGCUGGAUGACCUGUUCCUCAUCUUUUACAAGAAUGGCCUUCCUUCUCCUUCCAAGUCCUACGUGUUCAAUGGGGACUUUGUAGACAGAGGCAAGCAGUCCCUGGAGAUCCUUGUUAUCCUCUUUACCUUCCUCCUGAUCUACCCCAAGGAGGUUCACCUCAACCGCGGCAACCACGAGGACCACAUGGUGAACUUACGCUAUGGCUUCACCAAGGAAGUGAUGCAGAAAUACACGGUGCAUGGGAAGAAAAUCUUGAGGAUGUUUCAGAAUGUCUUCUGCUGGCUGCCCCUGGCCACCCUGAUUGAUCAGAAAGUCCUCAUUAUUCAUGGGGGCAUCUCUGACACCACUGACCUGGACAUGCUUGAGAAAAUUCAAAGGGACAAAUUUAUUUCUGUGCUAAGGCUGAAGAAAAGAAAGGAGUCAAGCAGAAAACCAGAAAUGCAGGCCAUAAAUGGGGAGAAGGAAUCAGGCAGUGAUGCAGCAGGGAAGGAGGCAGCCCCCAGGUUAUCUCUGCAGCCCCAGUCAGCCCAGGCUCCCAGCACAGCCAACAGGCUGGAGUUCUCCAGGUGGCUGCGGCAGACGGUGCAGGAGCAAAUCGACACGUGCCGCCGGCUGGUGGACAUCAGUGAGUCAGAGCCAGAGGAGCUCACCUACUCCAGCUUGGUCUCCUUGAAGGACGUGGAUGAGCCCUGCUGGACUCGCCAGCAGGAGUGGAAGCAGAUUUUAGACAUCCUCUGGAGCGACCCCAUGCCUCAGGAGGGCUGUAGAGAGAAUAAGGUGCGAGGUGGGGGCUGCUACUUUGGGCCUGAUGUGACGGAGAAGUUCCUUGAGAAGCACAGCUUGCAGUUCCUGAUCCGCUCUCACGAGUGCAAGCAGGAGGGCUACGAGUUCUGUCACAACCGCAAGGUGCUGACCAUCUUUUCAGCCUCAAACUACUAUGAGAUUGGCAGCAACAGGGGAGCCUAUGUGAAGCUGGGACCAGACCUCAUCCCCCACUUUGUUCAGUACCAAGCAAACAAGACAGCCCAUAUGCUCACUAUGACCCAAAGAAUCAGCAGAGUAGAGGAGUCAGCCUUUCGAGCCCUGCGGGAGCAGCUCUUUGCUCACACCUCAGCCCUCGUCAGUGCCUUCAAGGCCUACGACAGGGACAAUACAGGAAGGAUCACGCUCAGUAACUGGGCGACAGCAGUGGAGUCGGUGCUGCGGCUGGGACUGCCCUGGCGAAUGCUGAGGAAACAGCUGGUGUGCAGCACCAAGGACGGCAUGCUGGAAUACAAAUCCUGGCUGGAUGACCUGGCCAUGGAGCAGAGGAGCCAAGAGCACAUCCAGUCGAGCUUGCUGGAAAUAAUUUAUCGAAACAGAUCCAACUUAGAGACCAUAUUCAGGAUCAUAGACAGAGACCAUUCAGGUCUCAUCUCCUUUGAGGAAUUCCAGCAAACCUGGAAGCUGUUCAGCUCCCACAUGAACAUUGAACUUACAGACGAUGGCAUUGACGACUUGGUUCGCAGCAUUGAUUUCAACAAGGAUGGGAACAUUGACUUCAACGAGUUCCUGGAAGCCUUCCGCCUGGUCAAGCAGUGUCCGUCCUGAGAGCCUGCCCAGGGCUGCCACGUCCAUGCCUUGCUUUCUCAAAGCCAGCACUGCCCCACCUGACCUAGAGCGUGCCUGCAGAUGGCAACAGGGAAAGGGAAAGGCAGGCGCCCAAAACCGUGUAGGCAACGGCUGUGACCCAGCUGGGGAGGGAAACAGGUGAAAUAGAUGAGCUGCACUUCAAUUCAGACUGGUUUUAAAAGAAGCUGCAUUUUAAGUAGUUUCCUGCUCAAAGGGAAAAGCAACUUAGUGUCUCUUGUCAAUGUGAGAAAAUGUUACAGAUACACUUCAGAGCAGUAAAGUGGAAGUCAAUGUAUUAGUUGUAGGCAGUGUUUUAAGAAGACAGUACCUGUUUGAUCACAGCUUUCCUUUUAAUAAACCAUUUUUUCUAGAUUGC